GAUCGCACGAUCGCGGCCCCAAAGGGUUCAGUAGUGUUUGCGCGCUUCGAUCGAGUGCUGGUGUGCGCUGCGUGUUGCGGUCGGGAAAGUGAAGUUGAACGUUUGUUUUUAUGCUGCGGCACAUGGGACACACUAGCUCACGACAACUACCCGGUGCGCUGGAACCUAGAAAGUGAAGUGAUUGUACCGUUGUGCUUGAAUGACCAGAAACCGCCUUCCUUUCCCGGCGGACCAGCGUAAGUGAAUCGGACGCGAACAGCUUAAUCCGAUCCGAGAGCGUGCGUGCCGACGGAACGCGACGCCGGAAAAUCCCAACGACAGUGCGAAAUGCUUAUGGAUGGGCGCGCCCUAGCCCGACCGUAGUGGACUCGGACGCGGAGACAAUAGUGGGUAUUCUGGGAAAAAAGCGGCCCAACAUAUUGUGCUCGAAGCGGCAUAUGUGAAGCGGAUCGAGUGCCGUCGUGCGUGCCUGGAGUGCUUGCCUAGAUAAGAUUGCGUGAUACGCGCAGGACUCCGAAGUGGGGAAAUCGAGCAAGAAUUCAGAGACACACUCCACAGAGUGAUCCGCAGCCCGCAGUGCAGUGCUCCCGUCUGAAGCCUCAGUCCCGCCGGAGGGUCGUUCGUGGAACGAUGCGUAAAGUUUGGCUGUUCGCCAGCGCCUUGCUGGCGUUUCUCAAUUUCGUCAAGUCACAGGAGCUGGCCCGAACCUUAUACAGUCCAAGAUACGAUAACCUGGACAUUGACACCAUUUUGGGCAGCAAUCGGUUGGUUUCGAACUAUGUGGACUGCUUGCUGAGCCGCAAACCGUGCCCCCCGGAGGGCAAGGACCUGAAGCGGAUUCUUCCGGAGGCACUGCGUACCAAGUGUGCACGCUGUUCACCGAUCCAGAAGGAGAACGCGCUGAAGAUCAUCACACGGUUGUACUUCGACUACCCGGACCAGUACCGGGCGUUGCGUGAGCGUUGGGAUCCGUCGGGCGAGUACCAUCGACGGUUCGAGGAGUACUUGCGUGGCUUGCAGUUUAACCAGAUCGGCGGAAAUGGCGCUACUGCUCCUGCAGGACCAACCACUGGCAACGGUGGCGGUGGCGGCGGCGGUAGUAACACGGUAGACAGUGGUAACGAUAGGCCGGCUCCACCACCGGUAUUGGUGAACCGGUUCGGUGAGGACGCUGACCAGGCUCGGCCGACAUUUGCGCCGGCGCCCGUUCCAGUGACAACCACCACGACCCAGAGGCCAACGACUACGGAAAGGCAAACGCGUCCAGUAACGCGCCAAACGACGACCAGAAAUACUCAACGUACCACCACAAGAUUCAUAACACGAGUGCCACAAACGCCACCACCACGGACCACGACGUUCAAAACACCACAACGACCUCCAACCAACCAACCAAUACCAACGGCACCACAACAACCACUUGCACCGCCAUCACCACCACAAAUCUAUCCAACAAUAAUACUACAACAACCUCAGGCCCCACCGAGGGCGACACCAACAACCACACGACCACUCUAUGUUCCAACGCGACCACCCUACGUACCAACGGAACCGACACCUCGGACGCAGUACGACACUACGCCGGACAGCAUUAUUGAUCACUUCUUUGUUCCGCCAUCGCAGGCCGCGAACCAGCCGCUACCGGCCAGCCCGAUCGUGGGCCUCUGGAACCAGCUGGGCACCAAGAUAGCCGACACGGCGGACGCCAUCGCCGGGAUGCUGAAGAAAACCGUCGACGUCCUGGUGACGAGUCACAUCCAGUCCCACCAGAGGGCCCUGCGAAGAAUUUGAAAGCCAACGGCAGCUGGCCCCACUUCCGAGUUCUUGGCGAAGUAGAAGAAUGUGCUCCUCCUCUGCCCAGGCGGAUAGGCGAUGGGCCUUUAUGGGUUCUACUCGAUCGACUGUCGAAACCCUGCCACUAAUAAUGGGGUCGGAUGUUAGUAAUCAAACGAGCGAAAGAAAUGGAAAAGAAAAGUUCGAAAACGAGAGAUAGCGAGAGAGAAAGAGAGGGAUUGUAAGUGUGGGGAUGGAUGAGAGAAUGUUUGCCGUUUUAGGCAUUAGUUUUCUAUCAAUAAAAUAGUGUUUCGGCUCGAGCCAAGGAUAGGUAAAAAAAAACCUUAAACUCAAAAGGCGGAGAUCAGUUAACUUCGGAUCAGUUAAAGCAUUCGGAUCGAGCGAAACGAAAGUUCACGGCCACAAUGGUAGCUACUCCUCCUCUGUUCUUACACUUUAGAUGCAUAUACUACAAACAAACGAGCCAAAUUGUUUCGCUACGCUGGAAUGUAAAAAAGUAGCACAUUCCUUAUCAGGAAGAAAGGGCAAAAUUUACAAACAAAAAAUUAACAAAUUCUGUGAUUGUGAUUCAGUGAUAAAGUAUGUGUGCACCUUUUAGUGUACGAGUACAGCCUAGGCUAGCCGAGGGUCCGUGGGAAUGUCCUUUUUGCCGCUGUUUUCGGGGGUUGACAUACUUUAGUCUGACUUCUUUCGGUAUUUGCUGCAUCCCCGUAUCUGGCGGACGAGUGAACAAUUUGAAUAGGGACAGCAAACAGUACGAGCUACAACAAUUACGCAUUCAGGGUGAGCUUUUAGGUCCAUGGAAUAUGCAUAUAUUUUAUCAUUAUUAAUCAAUAAAUGUAUU
Anopheles bellator is the source of this 2638-nucleotide messenger RNA. Its product is annotated as mucin-2-like. NCBI's taxonomy places the organism in Eukaryota, Metazoa, Arthropoda, Insecta, Diptera, Culicidae. The coding region runs from base 631 to 1791 and encodes 386 amino acids. The record is from RefSeq and is a predicted model, not a curated record. The transcript is spliced from 6 exons.